This is a messenger RNA of Mesocricetus auratus (golden hamster), 2385 nucleotides long. RefSeq names its product killer cell lectin-like receptor subfamily B member 1B allele C. The transcript has 6 exons. Bases 47 to 751 code for a protein of 234 amino acids. NCBI's taxonomy places the organism in Eukaryota, Metazoa, Chordata, Mammalia, Rodentia, Cricetidae. The record is from RefSeq and is a predicted model, not a curated record.
GAGUUUGUCCUGUCCACAAGUUCAUUGUCAAGUCCCUCCAUCUACAAUGGACGCUUCCGUGGUCUAUGCUGACUUAAACCUAGCCAGGACCCGAGAGCCUAAGCAUGCAUCGCCUCCAUCUCUUCCUCCAGAUACCUGUCGGUGCCCGCGCUGGCAUCGGUUGGCUCUGAAACUCGGCUGUGUUGGGCUGAUCCUUCUUGUCCUGGGCAUGAUUGGACUUGGUGUCUUAGUGCUAUCCUUAUUACAAAAAACAUCAGUAGGAGUAAUCGGAGGAGAGAUCGGAGAAGGCAUCAUCGGGGAUAAUCAAGAGAACAAUGGGACAAAAACAACAGAGAGCCCAGCUAAAUUAAGCUGCACAAAAGGCUGGCUUCCACACCGAGAUAAAUGCAUACAUUUUUCUCAAGAGAGCAACAUUUGGAAGGAAGGUCUAGCUGACUGUGCUACAAAAGGAGCCACUUUACUGCUCAUUCAAGACCAUGAGGAACUGAGACUCGUAAAGGACUCAGCAAAUGUAAAAGGCAGUGCAUUUUGGAUUGGACUGAAUCACACAUGGCCAGACAAGAACUGGAGGUGGAUAAACGGCUCAACUUUAAGUUCUGAUGUACUACAAAUCACUGGUGAAGCUAAAAAAGACAGCUGUGCCUCCAUCUCAAAGGACAGAGUGAUUUCUGAGGACUGUGCUUCAGACAACAUGUGGAUCUGCCAAAAGAAACCAACACUCGUCCCUGAGACCCUGUGUCCUGACUCCUGACUGAGAAUCCCAUCUUCAUCACUUUACUGUCCACACCAGAUCUCUGCACUCGACCUGUCUGGGCCGUUGACCACCCCUCCCCUCAGUGCACAGUUAGUAGCACAAAGCAUGGACUCUACAGCCUCUGUGACUCCCACAGAUGCCCGUGUCCAGUUUCUUUAUUCUGUGAGGGGACAGAGAUGCUGAUGUGCCCUUCUCAGAGAGGUGUUCUGUGGAAAGAAGCCCAGGCAGCUGAGAGGCGCUGGAUUCUUUCCUGGAGUCUGUGUGACCUUGGCUGGUCUCUGUGCAUUCGGAAAACUGCGAGUCCUCACCUCUCCAUCCCUCCACUCCCCAGCCUCACCCACAAGCCGUCACUCUGCUGGGCUGGAGAACCUUGACUGACACCAGAAGCGCGUGGUAAAUGGAUUUGGGGAAAGGACUGAGUGGUUUGAAUAGCACCUACAAAAUCCUAGGUAAACUGAGCCCUGGUCGUGUCUCCACCAGGACUUGAUGCACGGGCAGAUCCUGGGCCAACAGUGGCAUCUUGGUGCUGGGCUUCACAGCUCCAGAACAGCAGAGAUGACCUUCUUUCUGGAAAGUUUCCUGUGUAAGCCACAGGAAAGUAAGCCAAGGCAAGGCUUAACUCUUCCCACCAAUCCACUAGUCCUUUCUGCUCUAGUGUGCGCGUCAUUUCUUCUCCUCACACUUGGAGAAUUUAAAUAAAAAAGAUCUUUAGCAUGUCCUCUUUUCUAAAAAUUUGCCAAAUUUUCCAAGAAAAUGAAGGAGUAAGAAUACUGAAUUUAUUUUACAAGGAGAUAUAAAAUGAAAAGUAGACAUCUAUAUACUCUAAUCACUUAAUUUCAAGUCGAAUUAUUUAAAUUGAAGCACAUAUUAUCAUGAUUCAAAUAAAUUCUCAGUUCCUAUUUUCCAGAAAUAAAGUUUGAAUACUUAAUGAUAAUAAUUUCCAAUGUACAAACACUGAAAGAACAACUCAUUUUGUGAAAAUGCUUAGAAAACAAACUACUUAGGAAAACCUCUCGGAGAAAAUCAGCACUGUAAAUCAUUACCAACAGUGAAGUCUGCAACUGUUCCGAGCAUGCAGCUAAGCAGAUAGGAGCAGGAGGGAGGCAGGGUCAUGCACACCCACCUUUUUCUAGUUUGGUACAUCCUGACCAGGGAGGGAGUCAAGGGGACUAUGGCUGUGACCUGGUUGCUGUGUCUCCUGAUGCUGCAGUGGUCCUUUGUGUCUCCUGAUGCUGCAGUGGUCCUUUGUGUCUCCUGAUGCUGCAGUGGUCCUUUGUGGCUAGACACCCUUGAAGCUGCUUUUGAGCUCCUCCUGCCAUGUAAGAAAUUAAGGCACCAGGGGACUUUCCCAAUGACCACAAAUGCCACCAAUGAGCAGGGAAGGAAAAAAUGUGGGGGCAUCUUGGCCCUGAAACAAUUUCAGCAGAGUAAGAUAAAUGAAGCUGGCUCCCAAAGGGAGGAACUUGACAUUGACACAAGAGAGAGGGGACCACAGGAAACCUUUUAAAAAUCCGCCAUGCAGAGCCCAAUGGGCUGCCAGCCCUUCAGUGCUUCCUGCUCCAAUAUCAUUCUGGAGUUUGUUAUUGCCUGGAGUGCCUUUGACUUGCUAAAUAAACUUCAGCUCAAACUGU